UUUUUUUUUUAGGAACUUAUGUUCCAAGGGGUUUGGUCAUCAUAAAAUGUUGUACAUCACACAUACUUAAUCAACAAAUCUAGAUCCUUAUACUGUCCAUAACUCGUAAUUACCUCAUGCAUGUUUCGGUAGAAAUUCUUUAUAUUAUAUAUAUCAGCUUUCUCCUGAUCUCUCUGCUUGCACAACUCAAUUCUCUUAUCCAUAGAUUUAACACCCACGAAAGCAUAAUCAUCGAUGAUGCCUUCACAGAUAAUAAUAAGUAACAUCUCGAGUUCUGCAAGACUGAAGUAUGUCAAGCCAGGCUACCAGUUUCUUGCGAACCACUUUGUUGCCUGGAUCUCUGUUCCAAUCUUGGUUAUUCUAUUUAUUCAAGUACUUAGCAGGGGUAAUCUUGAGAUACUGGCCCUUUUGAACUCUUCUCACUAUGGUCACGUCCAAAUAUUGUUCUCUUCCUUUCUGGUCAUCUCCUUGUCAACCCUAUACAAUAAGUCCAAGCGGCGAACAAUUUACCUAGUCGAUUUUGCAUGUUACAAAGCGCCAGCUGAGCUCCGUGUUACGUUUGAUGCUUUCAUUGAACAUUCAAAGAUUAUAUUGAAGUCAGAACCCAAAAGUCUCGAAUUUCAACUGAAAGUUUUAGAGAGGGCAGGCCUCGGUGAAGAUACUUGUUUGCCAUCUGCAUUACAUCUACUCCCACCAGAUCCCACGCUGGAAGCUUGCAGGGAAGAAGCUGAGAUGGUUAUUUUCUCAGCUAUGGACUCAUUAUUCCUGAAGUCUGGACUCAGUCCCAAGGACAUAGACAUACUUGUCGUAAACUGCAGUUUUUGCCUUUCAAUUCCAUCACUAUCGUCCAUGGUGAUCAAUAAGUACCAAAUGAAGGACAGUGUAAAGAGCUUCAACAUUUUGGGAAUGGGCUGCAGUGCUAGCCUGAUAUCAGUAAGUUUAGUGCGUGACCUUCUACAAGUUCAUCCAAGUUACAAUGCUGUUGUGGUGAGUGCAGAACUCAUGACGACAAUUUUUUACCAAGGGAAAGAAAGAUCGAUGCUUGUUCCAAAUUGUUUGUUCCGGAUGGGUGGUGCAGCCAUUCUUUUAUCAACCAGAAGGACUUUUUGCAAUAUCAGGGCCAAGUACCGUCUUCUCCACCUAGUUCGGACUCACACAGCUGAUGAUGACACGUCCUAUAACUGUGUUCAGUUAAAAGAAGAUCUGGAGGGAAAUUUAGGGGCGUGGCUGUCAAAAGAGCUAAUGGCCGUAGCUGGAAAGGGCUUAAAACUGAAUUUGACAGCCCUUGGUCCUCUUGUUCUUCCUCCAUCCGAAAAAAUACUUUACUUUAUGAAUUUUAUUGCGAGAAAGAUAUCUAGCAGUAGGUGGAGACCUUAUAUACCAAAGUUCAAACAAGCAUUUGAGCACUUCUGCAUCCAUGCAGGAGGGCGUGCCGUGAUUGAUGGGGUGCAGGAUAGCUUGCAGCUGUCAGUGGAGCAAGUGGAGGCCUCAAGGUCGACACUGCAUCGCUUUGGCAACACGUCGUCAUCAUCAUUAUGGUACGAGAUGAGCUAUAUAGAGGCCAAGGGAAGGAUGAAGAAAGGUGAUAGAAUCUUGCAAAUAUCAUUUGGGAGCGGGUACAAGUGUAACAGCGCUGUGUGGGAAUGCGCUGAAACUGUCAAAAUCCCAACUGGUGACCCAUGGAGGGAUUGCAUUCAUAAGUAUCCGGCAUGUGUUCCUCAGCUGAUAAAAUCUGCAGAUCAAUAAUAUGUAGAUUUGACAAUUAAUUAAAGUACAGAAGAACUUGUAUGAAUAUUCGUACAUUCUACUCCAGUACUAAAUAUAUAACCACGGUAUUAUGUUAUUAUGAACAAUAAAUAGAAAUAAAACCCCAAUAAAGCUAAUU
This is a messenger RNA of Daucus carota subsp. sativus, 1885 nucleotides long. Its product is annotated as 3-ketoacyl-CoA synthase 5. Gene Ontology annotation, cellular component: membrane. The transcript has a single exon. The record is from RefSeq and is a predicted model, not a curated record. Gene Ontology annotation, molecular function: acyltransferase activity, transferring groups other than amino-acyl groups. Gene Ontology annotation, biological process: fatty acid biosynthetic process. The coding region runs from base 235 to 1746 and encodes 503 amino acids. Lineage: Eukaryota; Viridiplantae; Streptophyta; Magnoliopsida; Apiales; Apiaceae.